AAGAGGUUGAAAAUGUGAAAGGAAGAAAUGAGGAAAAAGAAAGAAAGGGUUAAAGUUGAUAAUUGGAGGCAUUGAUUGAAUGAGAAAUGGGGCCAUAAAUUAUGAUAGCAGCACAGCAGCACAGCAGCAGCAGCAAGCAGUAGUUAUGAGAUCACUAUAUCUUUAAUCUCUUUUCUGACCAAACACUGCCAUCAUCAACUCUUUUUCUUUUCAAAUUGUUUCAAAGUUUUGCACCAAAUUUCCCCCACAUCCCCACUUUUUUCACCUCUCAGUUUUUCUAGGUCUAGUUGGUUUUCUCUCUAGACCUUAUAUAUAUCUGCAUAAUAUACCAUAUCAGAGAGAGAUGGGUUAGUCUGCAAAUUUUGGCUUGAGAAGAGGCUGCAAUGGUGGCAGCAGAAGCUAGUAAAAAACUAGGUGUCCUCCAUUAAAAGCUGGAUCCACUAAGCAACCAUCAUCAUCGUCACUUUCAUCAUUAUCACCCUCAUCAUCUUCCCCUUCUUGAACCUCAAGAAACUGUUUUAAACUCAAGAAAUGCCCAACAGCAACCGGAAGAGCAACAACAACUGCAAAUCCCUUUACUGUCAUCCAAGAAACGGUCUUAUUUUUCAAUCAUUGAGCAGCAGGGCAUCGAAUAUGCAGGAAAAAUGGGAGAGACACAAAACCAACAGCAAAACCAACCAGCUGCAACAUCGUCAAGAUUGGGGACUCGAAACGCAGGAGGCGAGAUAGUAGAGGUUCAAGGCGGUCACAUUGUUCGCUCGACGGGAAGAAAAGAUCGACACAGUAAAGUUUGCACUGCGAAAGGACCUAGAGACCGCAGAGUCCGCCUCUCUGCUCAUACUGCAAUCCAGUUCUACGAUGUUCAAGACCGCCUUGGCUAUGACCGUCCGAGUAAGGCUGUAGAUUGGCUAAUCAAGAAAGCUAAGGCUUCCAUUGAUGAGCUUGAGGAGCUUCCGGCUUGGACUCCAACUGCAGCUGCAGCCACUGCUAAAAACAGCAGUCAGCAGGGUCAGAUUAGUGAUGAAAGACAAGAUUAUCAGCUUCCCGUUCAUGAUUUUGAAGCUGUUGGUGAUACUAGUAGCAUAAAGCAGCAGCAGCAGCGGCGGCAGCAACAUCGACAUUUGGAUGAAAACCUGAACAAUAGUUCGAGUUUUCUUCCUCCGUCGUUGGAUUCGGAUGCUAUUGCGGAUACAAUCAAAUCUUUCUUCCCAAUGGGCGCGGCAACAGAGACAACAGUCUCGUCCCCGUCCAUACAAUUUCAGAACUAUCCACCAGAUUUGCUAUCAAGAACCAGCAGCCAAAACCAAAACCAAAACCAAGAUCUGAAGUUGUCACUUCAGUCAUUUCAGGAACCAAUGCUUUUACAGCAUCAUCAACCACAGCAACUCUUGUCAUCUGGAACUGCGUCUCAUCACUUCGGAUACGACGCUGGGUGGGCUGAGCACCACCAGAGCCACCCAGCAGACAUUAGCAGAUUCCAGAGAAUGGUUGCCUGGAAUGCUGCUGCUGCUAGUGGUGCAACUGGUACGGGUGGAGCAAGUAGCAGCGGCGGUAGUGGCAGUGGUGGAGGAGGGUUUAUCUUCAACACCAUACUGCCACAAACGGCGCCACAGCCACCAUCGCCACUGCUGCAGCAGUUGUUCGGCCAGAACCAGUUCUUUUCACAGAGGGGAACCCUUCAGUCCAGUUAUACGCCUUCAAUUCGUGCUUGGAUAGACUCAGAAAAUACUUCUGAUCUCCACCAUCAUCAUUAUCACACUCAAAUUCCACAAAUCCAUCAUCCACAAUCUGCCAUUUCAGCUACAGAAUAUGGCGGAUUCUCUGGAUUUCGCGUGCCAACACGAAUUCAAGGCGAACAAGAGGAGCAUGAUGGCAUUCACAACAAGCCAUCCUCUGCUUCCUCUGAUUCUCACCAUUGAUUAAAACAAAAGAACCCAAUAAUCUCAUCUCAUAAUAUAAACAUGUCUAUCUCAAGAAUUUUAUUUAUUCUAUUUGCAGGAAGGACUUAUAACAUGUUCAACACAAUUAUGGAGGAGAGGUUAUGGUUGCAUUUUGAGACAAUUCAAUGGAAACUAUCAUUGGAAGAGAAAGAUCUGAGUGGGAAUUUUCAGGUUUUUCGAUUCCGAGUUUGUUUAGUUUUUCUUUCAUGUUUCAGGUUUUUCGGUUCCGGGUUUGUUUAGUUUAAGUCUUUGUUUGAUUUCCAUGUUUGAGUAAGCUUUUAAAGCUUAACUCUGUUUGAUUUGAGUUGAAUCGCCCUUAAGUUUGUUUUCUGCUUUA
This is a messenger RNA of Mercurialis annua (annual mercury), 2277 nucleotides long. RefSeq names its product transcription factor TCP4. The record is from RefSeq and is a predicted model, not a curated record. Bases 645 to 1919 code for a protein of 424 amino acids. Gene Ontology annotation, molecular function: sequence-specific DNA binding; DNA-binding transcription factor activity. The transcript has a single exon. Gene Ontology annotation, biological process: regulation of secondary shoot formation. Gene Ontology annotation, cellular component: nucleus. Lineage: Eukaryota; Viridiplantae; Streptophyta; Magnoliopsida; Malpighiales; Euphorbiaceae.